Messenger RNA from Quercus lobata, 1470 nucleotides. RefSeq names its product probable pyruvate, phosphate dikinase regulatory protein, chloroplastic. Lineage: Eukaryota; Viridiplantae; Streptophyta; Magnoliopsida; Fagales; Fagaceae. Gene Ontology annotation, molecular function: transferase activity, transferring phosphorus-containing groups; ATP binding. The record is from RefSeq and is a predicted model, not a curated record. The transcript has 3 exons. Bases 42 to 1211 code for a protein of 389 amino acids.
CAAAUCCAAAUAAUUCAAAAAGACAAAAAAGGAUAAAAAACAUGUGGGCUUCAUCCACGCUAAGGCUCCCGAACAUAAGACCCACACCUAUCUCGUCCAAUCAAAACCCAUCCGAACCUGACACCAAACCAGUACCACAGGCUCGGAAACUGAAGGGAAGCGCUCGGCUGAACCGGUGGUCGAGGGCUCGCACGAUUCGGUCCGGGCGAAAACUGGACCGGCCGGACCAGCAGGUCCAAGUAUUGGAAGCGAAGCGUCCUCCAGUUGAAGCAACAGAGAGCGAGCUUAACUCCGUUACGAAAAUUGACGGAGACGAUGACGUGGAGUUGAGAGUGGGGAAGUCGAUAUACAUGAUUUCUGACGGAACUGGAUGGACGGCGGAGCAUUCCGUUAACGCCGCGUUGGGUCAGUUCGAACACUGCUUGGUCGAUCGCGGCUGUCCUGUAAAUACCCACUUGUUUUCUGGGAUUGAUGAUGUAGAUCGGUUAAUGGAGAUUGUUAAGCAAGCAGCCAAAGAAGGUGCAAUGGUUGUGUACACUUUAGCUGACCCUUCAAUGGGUGAAUCUGCUAAGCAAGCCUGCCAGUUGUGGGGUAUACCCUCCACAGACAUACUUGGCCCAAUCACAGAGGCAAUUGCUGCUCAUCUAGGAGUCUCACCAUCGGGCCUCCCCCGCGGGGCUCCUGGCAGAACUAUUCCUCUAUCUGAGGAAUACUUCCGUCGGAUUGAAGCAAUUGAAUUUACCAUCAAGCAAGAUGAUGGGGCACUACCUCAAAAUCUAUACAAAGCUGACAUUGUUCUUACUGGUGUAUCUCGUACAGGGAAGACACCAUUAUCAAUCUAUCUGGCUCAGAAAGGGUAUAAAGUGGCAAAUGUCCCUAUUGUAAUGGGUAUAGGACUUCCAAAAACUCUCUUUGAGGUAGACCCAGAGAAGGUUUUUGGUUUGACUAUAAAUCCUGUAAUCUUGCAAGCAAUCAGAAAAGCAAGAGCUAAGAGUCUGGGCUUCAACAUAGAAACAAGGAGUAAUUACUCGGAGAUGGACUAUGUUAGAGAGGAGCUGGAAUUUGCUCGAAGGAAUUUUGCACAAAAUCCCGUCUGGCCAGUAAUUGAAGUGACAGGAAAAGCUAUAGAAGAAACUGCAGCGGUUAUAUUGAGGCUAUACCAUGACAGGAAACACAGGUGCUCAAUGCCAACAAUCUCAAAGCGCUACUAAAGAUGUUACAUUGCUCCCAAGUAGGCAGGGAGAUACUGAUGCUGAAGAGUGGAGUUCAUCUCAUAUUGCACUGCAGGACAUAAGGGUACGGUCUUCUAUAUAUGUAGAUAUAUAGUUAAAUGAAAAUAUGAAUAUGUACAUAAUAUAUUCAUUUUUAUUUUUCCCCUCUGCUUACAGCCUUAAGAUUGUGUGUAAUACAACUUCAUAGUUGAUUCGGUUGAAAUCUGGACUUUUGAAAUGAUACCUACCAGUUUUGAAA